UGCGAGUGGAGCUUACCCAAGCAGUCACUACAGGAGUAGCUGUCCUAGUGAGGAAUCUGUUCAAUACUAAAGGAGAGAGGAUCAUCAGUGUCUCUGCACUGUCUCCACCAGCCUGUCUGCUGCUGCCUGGUUGUCGACUAGAGGAGAAGAAACAAGUCAUUCAUUACAGCUUCACUGGCGUCCGUAGCCUCCGUCAACAGCCACCCAGAGCUACAAUGCAGGAAGAGUCUAAACAAAGAAGAAUGACCAUGGAUUUUUCCCAACUGCACACAUACACGCCUCCACAGUGUGCUCCAGAGAACACCGGCUAUACCUACUCUUUAAGCUCCAGUUACUCAACAGCAGCGUUAGACUUUGAAAAGGAGCACCAGAUUGCUCCUGUGUACGAGUCGCCCAGGAUGUCACGGCGGAGCCUGCGUCUGCAGACCAGUGCUGGUCACUAUGGCAACGAGAGCCUGGCUGAUUACACCCAGAACCACAGCAACAGCAGCUACACCAGCACCAGGAAAGAAACACGGACGCAACGGAGCAGAAAGCAGCAGUCCAGUUCCGGCUCCCUGUCUUUAGCCUUGAGCCAAGCCGCCACACCGAGGAAAACCCUCUCCUUCUCUGCUGCUAGUACCCCGAUUAAUAACAGCAGCAGCAUUCAGCAAAGCCACACUGUGUCUGAUGCCUCACUGCUCACCCCCAUCCUGGACCAGUCCAGCCUGAGACAACGCACCAUCAUUACAACAACCACCACCACCACUACUUCUGUGGAUGGACACCGGGGAAGCAUCGCUGACCACAGUUCAUCAAGUGUUAAUGGUGACGUCAGUGCCAGCGCAUCAAAGUCCCACACCACGCUCGCCAAUGGCUACAUCUGUAAAGACUGCUCUUUACACUCUCAUAGGACAGAGUCCCUUACCACACGCUCUUCAUCAUCAUCAUGUUCUCAGGCAGCAGAAGCUUCCACCGAUGCUUUCUCCCUCUCAUCGUCACCUUUCACCAGCAUAUACUACAGGGACAGGAGUCGGAGGAAUAAAACAGGUGUCCUGACGUCAGUGUCUAAUACGUGUAUACGCUACAGCAAACGAGCCCUGGCCCCCAUAGUGUCCCUAGUCACCCUGCUCUUCAGCAAUGUGCUUUGGCUGGGUUCAAGGGCCAAGAGCCCACCAGGAAAAGGUGUCCUUGCGUCGUUUUCGGACUCGAUGAGACAAGCAGUGUCCUCCAGUUUGUCCCAACUGUGGCUGUUUAAGCAGACCACUCUCCACAGAAUGAUGGGCUGCAGGGCCAAUGGCUAUGAAGGACAAGCUCACUCAAGUUUCUGUGGAAGCAUGAAUGUGAAGGAUCUGGUGACUGAAGACGCAUCACAUCUUAAUCUCAAUGGUUCCCUGUGUGAUGACUGUAAAGGGAAGCACUACUCUGAGACACACACCGUCCUCAUCUCACAGUCCUCCAGGCCUCGGGGCCUGGUGGGGGCGCUGUGGAGCCUCCUAGCUUACACAGGUUAUUGCCUCCUCCAGCCAGGAUACUGUGUGGUGAGAGCAGGCAAAGCAGUGGGAUCAGGGGUCGGGGCAGCAACACAGAGGCUGCUCUCGCUGCUCUGGAUGAUCCUGGCAGCCCCAGUGAACGCAGGCAGCGGUCUUCUGUGGUUUCUUGCAAAAGGAUGGUACCAGCUGGUGUCUCUUAUGUCUCUCCUCAAUGUCUUCUUUCUGACACGAUGCCUUCCCAAACUCUGGAAGCUCCUGCUGCUUCUUUUGCCCCUUUUGCUCAUCUUAGCUUUAUGGUUGUGGGGUCCGUCCACUGCUGCCCUGUUUGCCUACCUCCCAGCUAUAAACCUAACGGAGUGGCGUCCUACGUCUCCCUUCACCCUCUUGUAUAACUUGGUACCAGCCUCUGCUCCUGGUCCUGCCUCUGUCCCCGUCCCUGCAACAGACACUCCAGUGGAGCAUACACCAGCCACCCCGGUCUCACAGGCACCGCCGAUCAUCCCCCCUGUGGUGGUCUCAAGUGUGGACUUGGAGCGUCUUGAACGUGUGGAGCGCCAACUAGCCCUGCUGUGGGAGCGAGUACAGCAGGGUGACCAGAAGCAGGAGCAGCAUCAGACAGAUGUGUUGGGUCUCUACAGCAAGCUGAGGGAGCAGCUCCACACUCAGACCGAUAGGGAGAGCCUGGGACUGUGGGUGUCCUCACUGCUAGAGCAGAGGUUGAGUGUGCUGCGAGGAGAGCUGGAGCAGGACAAGAAAGAGGGAGCACAGAACGCAGACCAGCAGAAACUACACCAAACGAGUCAGACAGCACGGCUGGCCGAUUUGGAAUUGCUGCUCAACACUCUGGCUGCCAAGACUGAGGACGUGCAACAGAAGCAGCAGCAGUAUGAGCACGAGAAAGAGAAAUGGGAGAAAGAAGUUGUCACUUCAGCAGCAGACACAGCUCCCGUCAGUGUGGGCGUGAAGCAGGAGGAUCAUGAUGCUCUGCUGGCAGAGGUGCAGAGACUUGACUUGGAGCUGGGCAAAAUCAGACAGGACCUGCAGGGUGUUGCAGGAUGCAAGGGCAAGUGUGAGCAGCUGGACUCACUGCAGGAGACGAUAUCAGCUCAGGUGUCCUCCCAGAUACGUAAGGAGUUGCAGGCUUUGUUCUUCGGCAGCAGCGGGUCGGCAGAGGAGCAGGGAGAGGUGCCUGAGUCUCUCAUCUACUGGUUGUCCCAGCGCUACGUGAGCACGCCCGACCUGCAGGCCUUACUCGCCUCACUGGAGCUGAGCAUCCUGAGAAACGUUUCCCAGCAGCUAGAGGUCAACAGAGCCCAAACUCUGAGUGAAGCAGAGUCCCAAGCCAAGACAGUCAUUCAGACAGUAACUGGGACUCUCCAGCACACUGCCUCUACUGAGGGACUGACAGAAGAGCAAGUGAAGCUGAUUGUCCAGAAUGCUUUGAAGCUCUACUCCCAGGAUCGAACAGGUCUAGUGGAUUACGCCCUGGAGUCUGGAGGUGGCAGCAUCCUCAGCACCCGCUGCUCUGAGACAUAUGAAACCAAGACAGCCCUCAUGAGUCUGUUUGGCCUGCCACUCUGGUACUUCUCCCAGUCUCCACGUGUUGUCAUCCAGCCUGAUGUGUACCCGGGUAACUGCUGGGCAUUCAAAGGCUCCCAGGGCUAUUUGGUGAUCCGGCUUUCAUUGAGGAUCCGGCCCACAUCUUUCUGCGUGGAGCACAUCCCCAAAGCCUUGUCACCAACCGGAAACAUCACUAGUGCCCCACGUAACUUCACUGUCUAUGGUCUAGAUGAUGAGUACCAAGAGGAAGGGAAGCUGCUGGGACAAUACGAAUACAAUGAAGACGGGGAGUCACUGCAAACCUUCCCUGUUAUGGAGCAGAAUGAUAAGGCCUUCCAGAUAAUUGAGGUGCGGGUGCUAUCUAACUGGGGUCAUCCAGAGUACACCUGCCUGUACCGCUUCAGAGUCCACGGAGAACCUCGGCCUCAGUGAACCUACCACUACUAUACACACUCAUAUCAGACAUAUCACCCUAUCUGUACAUAGCUCUCGCCUAAUUGUUAAUAAUGGAGGGGACUCGGCAGAAGUUGUGGACGUUUUUGUAUGAAAGACAUGAAGACACAGAAGUUGUGGAUUGUUAAAGGAAUGUGGCCAGACUGAAUCAUGGACAUGUGUUUUGUAUUAUUGAAAGAAUCACAAGAAAGUUUGUACGGGGGAAUGUUGAGGAUCGCAGAAGAGGAAUUGAACCACGGAAGAAGCUAAAAGUCCAGGUCCCUUUUUCGAAAGACACCUCUUGCACUGAAUCAGCCCAUGGGGGGGCGCCAGACUCCACUGAACGGACAAAUCCACCCCACUCUCAGCACCUUCCACUCCUACAGGAAGGUGGACGCUUGAAAGGGGGGAUUAGACUCAUCUCCACCAUUUCUUCAUAUAGUCUGAUUUGGUUUUGUGUUCUUGAUCAUCUGUUACUUUGAUUUCCUGUUAGAACUACUAUUUUCAGGAUCAGAGCCACUGCACCUUUGCCUGUGAAGCUGUCCCGGCAUUUCACUCCCUUUUGUUGCUGUCAGGUCUCUGAAAUGACUUAAACUGAAUGAUUUGGCAGCCUGCAGGACCCACAGCUGGUGCAUACUGGACAUGCAAGGCUUUCUACUGCUGUUCACUACAUUCAAGGCUUGCCAUCAUACAUCCAUAUAGCCAUAAAUAAUACUUUUUUUUGUUUUGAAACUAAACAUGCUGCCUAUGGACAGGCUUUGAAUGUUUUUUCAAGCGGAGGCGCGAUGCAAGUCAUCCUUUAACUACACAGCAACACUAUAUAACCACUGACCUGAGCUCUAUGUGACUGGAGUAAUAGGAGGUUCUUCACUAUGUAAAUUAAGCAACAUAGACAAAAUACGUGUAUGGUUAUGGAUAGACGCCAGGAUUAACUCUAGCAUGUGACUCUUCCUGAACCGUACUUUUAAGUAUAACAUGCAUCAUGGAUUUACGUGAGGGUGUGUCCUCUCUGCCUGGAUCUCAAAUUACCAAUCAAUGUUGAAAGGUAACUUAUAUAAUUACUCCUGUAGACAAGAGUGGGAUUUUUCUUUUCUGCUUCAAGAGUGGACUCCAAGCCAAUGGGAUGGUCUUUCUCCCUCUAGCUCAGUUACAAACGUCCUCCUCACAUGGGCUCCCUCUAUUCUGAUACCCUGAAGGAAUGUAAUCUGUAUAUUUCAUUGUUGAUAGUUGGUCCUUUAUAAUAUCUGCUUUAUCAGUGUUGCUUUAUAAAAAUCAUCCCGUCAUUAUUAUUAUUAUAAUUAUUAUUAUUAUUAUUAUUAUUAAUGUGUUACUACUAUUAUUUCUGCGGUUACCCAUUGUGUUUUGCUUUUUUCAGGUUUUCUCUUUUGGCGAGGGGGGGGGGGUGUUGAUAAUGUCAGAGGAUGCACUGCAACAACUUGUCAGAUAUGUUUGUGGCACAGGUCUUCACAAUUUGUUUAAAAAAUGGGGGUGUGUGUAGUCAUCAAUUUUGGUUGCAAAUAUGGGGAUGUCUAAAAUGUUAUGUAUGAAAUUGUUUUGUUCACAAUCUUAUUUAUUAACAAGUCAAUUAGUUGCAGCGAGAUGUGAGUAACUGCGAUGUAUAUUUUGUCAAAAGCUGUUCAGUGCAUUUUGAAAUCAUCUUGGGACUUUUUUUUUUAAGAUAAAUGGCUAUUUUUGUUCAGUCAUGAGAUGACUUAACUGCUUUGGAAUAUAUUCCAAUAAAGAUUUUAAUUUU
Scomber scombrus (Atlantic mackerel) is the source of this 5217-nucleotide messenger RNA. RefSeq names its product Sad1 and UNC84 domain containing 1b (gene sun1b). The transcript has 23 exons. Gene Ontology annotation, molecular function: protein-membrane adaptor activity. Gene Ontology annotation, cellular component: meiotic nuclear membrane microtubule tethering complex; nuclear envelope. NCBI's taxonomy places the organism in Eukaryota, Metazoa, Chordata, Actinopteri, Scombriformes, Scombridae. The record is from RefSeq and is a predicted model, not a curated record. Bases 216 to 3464 code for a protein of 1082 amino acids. Gene Ontology annotation, biological process: nuclear envelope organization.